Helobdella robusta is the source of this 1311-nucleotide messenger RNA. RefSeq lists its product as hypothetical. The transcript is spliced from 8 exons. Gene Ontology annotation, cellular component: cytoplasm; endosome; plasma membrane. Gene Ontology annotation, biological process: regulation of endocytosis; plasma membrane tubulation; cytoskeleton organization. NCBI's taxonomy places the organism in Eukaryota, Metazoa, Annelida, Clitellata, Rhynchobdellida, Glossiphoniidae. The record is from RefSeq and is a predicted model, not a curated record. Bases 1 to 1311 code for a protein of 436 amino acids. Gene Ontology annotation, molecular function: protein binding; phospholipid binding.
AUGUCGACAUCUGAUGACAUACCGACAGCCAAUAGCGAUAGCUUCUGGGAGGUUGACUGCUACAAGCGAACCGUCAAACGGGCUGAAGAUGGUUUCACGGCUUGCAAUGACCUCAUAAAGAUGAUUCAAGAGAGGGCAGAGAUCGAGAAGGAAUAUGCCAAGAGGCUUAAGAUGUGGUCAAAGAGAUGGAACGAGUAUUUCGAUAAGUGCUCCGAGUAUGGCUCAACAAAGUUAACCUUGAAAGAGUCAUUGGAGGAAUCGGACAAACUUGCAUCCGUCCACCUAACGAUUCGUGAACGCCUCAACAACGAGAUCUCAAUCAACAUCAAAGAUUGGAGGAACGAGAAUUACAAGAAGCAGAUGAUGGUCGGUGGAUGCAAGGAGGCAAAAUCGUUUGAAGAAGAUUUCAAAAGGGCCCAAAAACCAUGGAGCAAGAAAUUGUCUAAAGUUAUAAAAUGUAAGAAAGAUUACCAUAAUGCUUGCAAGCUGGAGAGGACAGCUAUCAACCAAGAGACAAAUGCAAAGAAUAACACAGAAAUUUCAUUAGAUCAAUUAAGAAAGCUGCAAGAGAAAGUCGACAGGUGCAAGAAGGACGUGAUAAUAAUGAAGGAGAAGUAUGAGCAGGCCCUCAUUGAGAUCAAUGCUUAUAAUGGAAGGUACAUUGAGGAUAUGGCCGAGGUUUUUCAGAAGACACAGGAUUUUGAGAAAGUUAGACUGAAUUUCAUAAAGGGAAUCCUGUUCAAACUUCAGUCUUGCUUAGAUCUUACUAAAUUCACUGAAAUCCCAAUUAUCUACAACAACUACACCCAAUCAGUCAACAAGUUGGAACCGGAAAAAGAUCUUAAAUGGUGGUCCGAAAACCACGGGGUCGAAAUGGCGAUGACCUGGCCUACUUUCGAAGAGUACAUAACCGAAUUUCACAGCAUAACCUCGAAGCCGACCAAGAGUGCAGACGGUGGCGUCAUGUUAACUUACGUUCAGAAAAACGAUAGCGACCCGGUUAGUUCGACAACGUCAUCAAUGACGUCAUCAUCAAUAUCGGCAAUGAAUAAAAAUAUAUGGCAAGCCAAUGAAAAAACAUCGGCAUCGGCCGAUUUUAGCAACACUAACGUAGUUAAGAACGGCGUAAAAGUUAAAGCGCUAUAUGAUUACGUGAGUGGAGAAAAGGAUGAGAUCUCAUUCAAAGCUGGCGAGGUUUUCCUGAAAUUGAAAAAUAGGGAUGAACAAGGCUGGUGCACUGGUCUCAAAGAUGGUAAAGUUGGACUAUACCCCGACCACUAUGUAGAGCCUGUCAUUGAUACUUUGUUUUAA